Molecule: messenger RNA, 860 nt
Organism: Eutrema salsugineum
Lineage: Eukaryota; Viridiplantae; Streptophyta; Magnoliopsida; Brassicales; Brassicaceae
Product: ubiquitin-conjugating enzyme E2 14
Exons: 6
Coding region: 144-629 (161 amino acids)
Biological process (GO): protein polyubiquitination; ubiquitin-dependent protein catabolic process
Molecular function (GO): ubiquitin conjugating enzyme activity
Source: RefSeq, a predicted model, not a curated record
GCAAUUUUUAGACGGUACCAUCUAUAUCAACAAGUCCUUCGCUCCCUCCUCUUCCUCCCCGAAUCUAGUUCUCUCUCUCUCUCUCUCUCUCUCUCUCUCUCUCUCUCUCUCUCACUUUAUCGCUCUAUCGCCGGUGGCUUGUGAUGGCAAAGAACCAAGCAAGCCUUCUUCUGCAGAAGCAGCUCAAAGAUCUGUGUAAGAACCCGGUUGAUGGUUUCUCUGCUGGGAUCACGAUAAGUCAUUUCGUUUAUUUAAAAGUCAUCGCAUGUGACGUUGAAGGUGGUUUUUUCAAUGCAAUUAUGCAGUUUCCAAAUGAUUAUCCAGUUAGUCCACCAACUGUGACGUUCACCUCGGAGAUGUGGCAUCCUAAUGUUUACUCUGAUGGAAAAGUUUGUAUAUCUAUCCUUCAUCCUGCUGGUGAUGAUCCUAAUGGAUACGAGCUUGCCUCAGAACGUUGGAGCCCUAUCCAUACGGUAGAAAGCAUUGUGUUGAGUAUCAUAUCGAUGCUCUCGGGUCCUAACGAUGAGUCACCGGCGAAUGUGGAAGCUGCAAAAGAAUGGAGAGACAACAGAGCAGAGUUUAGGAAGAAAGUGAGUCGCUGUGUAAGAAGAUCGCAAGAGAUGCUAUGAACAUCUCUUCUGCGUUUUUGUGUUAUAGAAAUUUCGAUUCUAGGCUAAGAAGAAGAAUCCUCAAGCAGCAGAAUGAGGCUCUGUCUGCUCAAAAGCUUUUUUUUGUUUAACUUAACUUUCUUUUUUGUUCUUUGGGUUUGUCUUUAAGAAUAUUGUGGUGGAAUCAAAUCCAGUCCACAUUUUAGGAUUAUAUUCUUACCGUCGUUAAUGGAUUCGUUUUCAUAUUCACUU